AGGCGGCCGGUGGUGGGGGCGGGUGGAGGAAGCGAAGCGGGACGAGGGCGCGGUCGGCUCCGUGGUCGGCGGGGAGGUGCGCGGCCGCGGCGUGGCGGGGAGCUGACGGCGUGCCGGGCAGGUACCGAGCAGCCGGGCACCACGGCGGCCGCGGCAGAGGCCAACGGCGGCGGGGACCCCGGGACGGCGGCGAGGCGGCGCUGGGAUCUGCCCGGCAAGGCGGCCGAGAACAUUGCAAUGGGGAAAGAAGUUGUAGAUAUGUCUACAGAUGAAGAAUCAGACUGUGUAGUUAUAUGUCCACCUAAUGGAAAUGUUGAUCAUGGGGAAGUUGUGAGUGGCAGCCAUGAUGAAGAUUCUCCAGAAAGGCAAGAGACCCCUUAUGCCAUAGACUCACAUAUGGACAGCAAUGGCCAGGAAGAUGUGCCUGUAAACCAAGACUCGCCGAAGCUGAUUCAUGAGCAGGAGUCAUCUCUCACCAGUUCACCAGCAAAGCCUGCUAUAGCUGGACAGCAAGGGUCUAGCCGUACUGUUGCUGAGCCAUGCACUGUCGCAGCUGAAAGGAGGUCAUCUAGAGCUGGAAAUUGUGCUCCAGUUUCUCAUCCCACCAGCAGCGGGGAAAAACUUUCUGAUAAAAGUAGCUCAUCACCAAGAAGCAUGGCAAAGAAGAGUCCAUCAGUCACACCCAGGAAGCCUCUCCAAUCUGACAACACUUCUCACAGUCAAGAAGAGGACUCAUAUUCUGUCACUUCUUCAACUGUAACUUCAGCAAGAGCUGGAAAAACUAAGAAGACAACCGUUGCUGUUGCACCUACAUUUGUCUGUGAUAAUCGUGCUGAGAAGAGAGGAGAGUUUUAUACAAAACUAGAAGAAAAGCGGAAGGCUUUGGAAGAGGAGAAACUCCAAGCAGAGGCCAGGAAAAAGGAAGAUGAAGAAGAAGCUCUAAGACAACUAAGGAAGAACUUGGUUGUCCGAGCAAAACCCAUGCCAAGCUUCUACCAAGAGGGACCCCCACCAAAGGUUGAACUUAAGAAGGUGCCCCCAACUCGUGCUAGGUCACCAAAAUUGACACGGAGAAAGAGCUGCAGUGACACUCCUCAUACACCCGAGGGAGGAAAUGGCAGCGCAGUAUGCUGCCGGUUGCAUCGUCACAGCAUUGGGAACUCCAAAGAUGUUGGCAGCAAGGCACAAUGUUCUCCGAAGGGCUCUUCGAAGACUGGAUCUGCUACAAAAUCCAGGGCCACCAAAUCCCGGGAAGACCUGAAGGCUACCAUGAAGAAAGUUGGACAGCAAAGUGCCACGAAUGUCGCUGUAAAAACCUAACUCAUGAGGCAUUCUCACUCCCAUGCAAUUUUUCAUUUUAAUUUAUACCUCACAUCACCAAAAAGAUGGCCUCACGCCCCGACAACAGUGUGUUUGUUGCUGGAUUAUUUUCCAUUGUCCUUGUAAGAACCAUGCUACAAGAGACCAUGUGCUGUUCCGUGUUGUAAAUUUGUUGAGGUUUUGUAAGGAGUAACCGAGUCGGUUCUGCAAGAACCAAGCUGGCAGCCGAUGAGCUGUUGGAGUGAGUGACACUGUUGAAGUUGUAUGGUGGCAUUGGCAAAUCCUAUGUAUUGUAUCUGAGCUGUAACUUAUUGUGGCCAUUGGCACAGCGACUGUGAUUGUUGUUGCAAAAUCUGAUCAGUUCAUCA
This is a messenger RNA of Setaria italica (foxtail millet), 1688 nucleotides long. RefSeq names its product protein WVD2-like 2. Gene Ontology annotation, biological process: microtubule cytoskeleton organization. The transcript is spliced from 7 exons. NCBI's taxonomy places the organism in Eukaryota, Viridiplantae, Streptophyta, Magnoliopsida, Poales, Poaceae. Bases 238 to 1320 code for a protein of 360 amino acids. The record is from RefSeq and is a predicted model, not a curated record. Gene Ontology annotation, molecular function: microtubule binding.